CUCCUUCUCCUAUUACGCCACCAGAGGUCGUGGUGGUCGUGCUCUACUACUUCCGGUGGAGAGAGAGAAGUAGUUUUUUCCCAAAAUGGCCGAUUACUCGGAUCCCAACCACAACUUCUUCAGGGAGAAUCGCUACAGUGACCCUUCCAGCAGAGAUGAGUACAGUGGCGGUGGCGGAGGUGGUGGUGGUGGCGGCGGCGGCGGCGGAAGAGGUUACGGAGGCGACUACGGUGGAAGUGGCGGUGGCAGUGACAGGUACAGUGAGCGCGGUGGCCGUUCCAACAGCAGGCUGCCUUCCGAACCCCCCUACACAGCGUUUGUUGGCAACUUGCCGUACAAAGUUGUGCAGAGAGACUUAGAAAUUAUAUUUGACGGACUCGGAGUACGGAAUGUACGACUAGUCCGAGACAGAGACACAGACAAAUUUAAAGGUUUUGCUUAUGUUGAGUUUGAUCAGCUUCAGUCGUUGAAGGAGGCUCUUUCUUAUGAUGGUGCAGUUUUUGAAGAACGUUCUUUACGGGUCGACGUUGCCGAGGGCCGUCAGCGUGACAAAGGGUCUUUUGGCGGUCGUGGCCGUUCACAAGGAGGUUCCUACUCUGGGCGUAGCCGUGACUUCUCCAGAGACACUGAGCAAUGGCAACACAGCCCACCUAUGAGCUACUCCUCUGGGCCGAAGGGCUACGACCGUGCAGAGAGAGGAGGCCGUGGCUUUGGUGGCCCACCACGCCAGCGACGCAACAGUGGAGGGCCCUCCCAGGACUUCCCAGAACCAACAGCAGAAUCUUCGGUUGGCAGACCACGUCUCGUGCUCCUCCCCAGAACUGUAAAAGAACCCAUAAAUACUUUUGUGCAGACGGAGAGAAAUGCUUCCAUUUUUGGUACUGGCAAACCCCGUAGUGAGAACCCUACCGAGUUCAGCGAUAAGGAGCGGCACAAAGAAAGUCAACGAAACAAUGACAGAGACUACUGAUUUGUGGGGGAGCCUUGCCUAGGUGGUUGGGGAUGCCGGCUGUUAGGUGUGUGGGUGGAAACAGACGCUGGUCAUAGAGGACACCACCUACCUUGUCUGUCUGUCUGUCUGUCUGUUUGUCUUUCUAUCUAUCUGGUCAGCUCUUUUUUAAGCCACACCCACUGUUCCUCGGGAGGACGUGUGUGCGUGUGUGUGUGUGUGUGUUUGUUGCGUGUGCGUGCGUAUAUACGUGUGCGUGCGUGCUGCUGCUGUCUGUUUGUUGCUGUUCUUGUUGUCGUCGUGGUGGCGGCAACAGCACCGGCGGCGGCGACCCACGGCGGCGGCGGCGGCACCCUCUCUCUGCCUGCUUGUCGUUACCACCACCACUACUACUAUUACUACUACUACUACUACUACAACUACUACUACUACUACCAGCGCCACCACCAUCACAACCACCACCACCGCAACCAUCCUCAUGUAAUGUGCAUUCCUCCAGCGUUUUAGUUGUUCAGACUCACUACUACUACUACUACUAUCUUUACUAUUACAACAACUACAACUACUACAGCUCAGCUACUAUUACUACAACUACUACUACUAUUACUAUUACUCCAACAGCAACAUCAGCCUCUGCAGACUAUUACCACUACUACUACUACUAAUACUACAUUGAGCAACAGCAGCAGCAAUCAGGAACAUUACAACUACUUACUACUUCUACAGACUAAUUAUAAACCUUCACUUGUGCUGUGUAACGAAGGUUGUUUAAUUAAUUCUUCAUUGAUUCAGUGUCAAUAAUUAUUUCUUUCUCAUCAUUGAUCUUU
Octopus sinensis (East Asian common octopus) is the source of this 1776-nucleotide messenger RNA. RefSeq names its product eukaryotic translation initiation factor 4H. NCBI's taxonomy places the organism in Eukaryota, Metazoa, Mollusca, Cephalopoda, Octopoda, Octopodidae. Gene Ontology annotation, molecular function: RNA binding. Bases 86 to 970 code for a protein of 294 amino acids. The record is from RefSeq and is a predicted model, not a curated record. The transcript is spliced from 8 exons.